AUGGCGUCUUAUAUACCAGGCUAUGAUGAAAAGAGGUUUGCGACUACAGUCAAUCGAAAUUUCCUUUGUUUGAUUUGCCUCAAUGUCCUUAAAGACCCGGUCCUGUGUCCGAGAAACCAACAUUGUUUCUGCCGUGCUUGUAUUACGAAACACCUCGAGAAAUCACGAAUAUGCCCUACGUGUGCCGACGAACUGACCGUAGAGAAUCUAGCCGAACCCAAUAGAAUGGUACAAGAUAUUUUAAAUGAAUUAAAUAUUCGUUGUGUUUACAUGAACAGAGGUUGUCAAGCAGUCGUACAAUUACAACAUCUUGACCGGCAUGAGGCUACAUGUGGAUUUACACCAGCCGUUUGUACAAACCAAGGCUGUGGUGAUGCUUUAUUAAACCAGCGUGAUCUUAUUCACCAUGAAAGCGAAAUUUGCGAAUUUCGAAAGUUGAAGUGUCACUCAUGUGGAGAAAUGACAAAAACAUUGGCAGACAUGGAAAAAAAAAUUACGAAUGUCGAGAAGAAUAUGCCGAUAAAUAUAACAAUGGAAACGAAAAUGGCGAAUUUGGAGAGAAAUGUGGCCAAUAUGGAGAAAAAUGUGGCGAAUAUGGAAGCGAACGUGAAGAGGGAUGUCGCAGACAUAAAAACAGACAUGGAAAGAAAACUGGUAGCAGUUGAUUACGAAGUCAGUGGAUUGAAAUCGGCUUUAAUUGAAGGUUUUGAUCAAAUGAAGGAUGUUCUUGUCAAUAUGGAGGAUAUGAAAGGAGAAAAUAUAAGAAAAGUAAGAAAUACAGCAAGUGGUGAUAAGGAUAACAUAAUCGUUGUUGGAGGUAUAGAAACUGACUCUGUAGAGAUGUUUAACUGGCGUAAAAAAACAUGGUCGCCAUUACAGAACAUGCCAGCGAAGCGUUAUGGAGCAACUUCAUUUGUUUACAACAAUCACAUGACACUAGCUGGGGGUUAUUGUGCUGGGUUUGGCUAUGUCGAUAGCAUGACUAGGUUGACUAUUAACCCAAACCCAGAUCUCUCAACGCAUUGGAGUGACUGUCCUAUUAAACUGCCUGCCAAGUUGAUAUACCAUAGCAGUGUGCUGUUUAACGAUAACUUGAUAGUUACUGGUGGUUAUGAUGAUAAUCUGAAUGCAAUAUCUGACAGUAUUCACGAAGUCCUGCUUAUUCAUCCCUAUACUGUGAAGUCCUUAUCAAGAAUGCCAGAACCAAGGCGGAAUCACUGCAUGGAAAUAUUCGGUGACAAUUUGUUGAUCGUUGGUGGAAGUACAACUGGCAGAUACGAAGACAACCUCAGCAGUGUCGUACUGUAUGAUAUGAAGAAGAAUGAUUGUAAACAGUUGGCACCACUGCCGUAUGAAGUGAGUGAGAUGGGAACUGUGAGAUGGGGAGACAACAUCGUUGUUAUAGGCGGCGUUGACAUACAUGGCAGCAUAUUACAUACAGUUAUCAUUUACAACGUCAAAACAGAACAUAGUCACGUGCUACCACCAAUGUGUUAUGCGAGGUUUUUAUGUACUGCAGUUGUUAUUGGAAACAACAUUGUAGUACUGGGAGGUGAGGGAGGAGCGCUAGUAUCAGUUGAAGCUUUCAACUUUGAACGCUAUACAUGGCAAGAAUUUCCAGAAAUGUCUGAAGAAAGAUGGCUACACACUGCUGUUGUUGUGUGA
Paramuricea clavata is the source of this 1665-nucleotide messenger RNA. Lineage: Eukaryota; Metazoa; Cnidaria; Anthozoa; Malacalcyonacea; Plexauridae. The record is from the annotation of a GenBank genome assembly.